Molecule: messenger RNA, 5348 nt
Organism: Hippoglossus stenolepis (Pacific halibut)
Lineage: Eukaryota; Metazoa; Chordata; Actinopteri; Pleuronectiformes; Pleuronectidae
Gene: itchb
Product: itchy E3 ubiquitin protein ligase b
Exons: 24
Coding region: 180-2870 (896 amino acids)
Biological process (GO): protein K48-linked ubiquitination; protein K63-linked ubiquitination; ubiquitin-dependent protein catabolic process
Molecular function (GO): ubiquitin protein ligase activity; protein binding
Source: RefSeq, a predicted model, not a curated record
CUUGUUUCGGUCACGUGACGUGAGCUCGCGAAGAUGGUGGAAGUUUCUUCUUCCGUGAAGUGAAACCCGGAGUGAAACCCAAACAAGCCUCACACCGAGGGCUGGGACUUGGCUUCAGCGGCACCGGCUCGGUUGUACAGCCUCUCUCGGGACCAGGGCCUACAUCCCAGCCCUAUGUCAUGGCUAGUGGAGUCACCAAGUCGGGCACUUCCAAUGGUUACCCUAUGAAGGCACAGCUGCAAAUCAUUGUGCUAUCAGCAAAACUCAAAGAGAACAAGAAAAACUGGUUUGGCCCCAGUCCUUACGUGGAAGUGACAGUCGAAGGCCAGUCCAAAAAAACUGAGAAAUGCAACAACACCCACAGCCCCAAAUGGAAGCAGCCGCUCACUGUGAUUGUGACUCCAUUCAGCAAACUGUCAUUUCGCGUGUGGAGCCACCAGACCCUGAAGUCAGACGUGUUGCUGGGCAUUGCCACGCUGGACAUCAGUGACACGCUCAAAGCUAAUGACAUGAAAAUCUCUGAGGUGGUGCAGACCUUACAGCUGUGUGCAGACAGAGAACAGACAGAUGUGGUGGGAGAUCUGUCUGUCUGCCUCGACGGCAUGACCGUUGACCCCGAGAUGUUCGCCCUGUCCGAGGCUGACCAUCACAGUACAUCAAAUGGGGAAUCACAACCUAACGGGGAUCAUGCCCAAAGGCCGAGUCGAGACAGCUCUCCAGCUGUGGAUGGCGUGGAGCACAGGUCCUCUCCCAGUGCUCGGAGGUCAGUGAGCGCCUCCGGGUCUCCCUUAGUGUCAUCAGGGGGCUCAAAGCCUCUACGACCACCCAGGCCCUCUAGACCUCCUCCUCCGACUCCCCGCAGACCCACCUCUUCACCAGCGUCUUCCAGCAACGGCUCUGCACCACCUGAUGGUAGUGAUGCCCAGUCAGGUUCAGACACACCAGUACGAACACCUGCAUCAGGACCCUCAUUGACCCCAGAAUCCAGUCCAUCGGCAGGCUCAGACAGGAACUCCACACCGGCCUCCAGCGCAGGAGCGACAGCAACCAGACCGCCAACCACCAACCCACCAACCACCAACCCGCCAACCACCAACCCAGUGGUCACACCCAGGGUCCCUGCUGUCAAUACCGGCCCACUGCCCCUGGGGUGGGAACAGAGGGUGGAUCCGAAUGGGAGGAUGUAUUUUGUCGAUCAUGUGGAAAAGAGAACGACGUGGGAACGCCCUGAACCAUUGGCUUCUGGCUGGGAGCGUCGUGUCGACCAGAUGGGGCGAGUCUACUUUGUCGACCACAUCACAAGAACCACCACGUGGCAGCGCCCCACAAUGGAGACGGUGCGGAACUACGAGCAGUGGCAGCACCAGCGCAGCCAGCUGCAGGGUGCCAUGCAGCAGUUCAACCAGAGGUUCAUCUUCGGGCUACAAGAUCAGGUCACAGCCACUCAGAAUAAGGAGUUUGAUCCUCUUGGGCCUCUGCCGCAUGGAUGGGAGAAGAGAACAGACUCCAAUGGCAGAGUUUAUUUUGUACAUCACCCCACACGCUCAACACAGUGGGAGGACCCACGUACACAGGGGUUGCUCAAUGAGAAGCCACUUCCAGAGGGAUGGGAGAUGAGGUUCACCGUCGAUGGCAUUCCCUACUUCGUAGACCACAACAGGAGAUCCACCACCUACAUCGACCCUCGCACUGGAAAGUCCUCACUUGAAAAUGGACCUCAGAUCACAUACGUGCGUGACUUCAAGGCCAAAGUACAGUACUUCAGAUUCUGGUGCCAGCAACUGUCAAUGCCUCAACACAUCAAGAUAACAGUAACCAGAAAAACCCUCUUCGAGGACUCCUUCCAGCAGAUUAUGAGUUUCAACGCUCAGGAUCUACGAAGGAGACUAUGGAUCAUCUUCCCUGGUGAAGAGGGCCUUGAUUAUGGAGGCGUUGCCAGGGAGUGGUUCUUCCUGUUGUCCCACGAGGUCUUGAACCCCAUGUACUGCCUGUUUGAAUACGCCGGUAAAGAUAACUACUGUCUCCAGAUCAACCCCGCCUCCUACAUCAACCCUGACCACCUCAAGUAUUUCAAGUUCAUUGGACGCUUCAUCGCCAUGGCUCUUUUCCAUGGCAAGUUCAUCGACACUGGUUUCUCGCUGCCAUUUUACAAGCGCAUCCUAAACAAGCCAUUGGCCCUGAAAGACCUGGAGUCAGUAGACCCUGAGUUCUACAACUCCCUCAUUUGGAUCAAGGACAACGACAUUGAGGAGUGCGGGCUGGAGAUGUUCUUCUCUGUUGACAAGGAGAUCCUGGGGGAAAUCACCACCCAUGACCUGAAAGAAGGAGGUGGAGACAUGCUGGUCACAGAGGAGAACAAGGAGGAGUACAUCAGGCUGGUAGCAGAGUGGAGGCUGUCCAGAGGAGUGGAGGAGCAGACACAGGCCUUUUUUGAAGGCUUCAAUGAGGUCCUCCCUCAGCAGUACCUGCAGUACUUUGAUGCUAAAGAGUUGGAGGUGAUGCUGUGUGGCAUGCAGGAGAUCGACCUCGCAGACUGGCAACGAAACACCAUCUACAGACAUUACGCUCGCAGUAGCAAACAGAUCGUCUGGUUCUGGCAGUUUAUCAAGGAGAUGGACAAUGAGAAGAGAAUGAGGCUGCUGCAGUUCGUCACCGGUACCUGUCGCCUGCCUGUAGGAGGCUACGCUGACCUUAUGGGAAGCAAUGGUCCUCAGAAGUUCUGUAUCGAGAAGGUGGGAAAAGAAAACUGGCUUCCCAGAAGUCACACGUGCUUUAACAGACUGGACCUGCCGCCCUACAAGAGCUACGAGCAACUAAAGGAGAAGCUGAUGUUCGCCAUCGAGGAGACCGAGGGCUUCGGACAGGAGUGAGAGAACCCAGGAGAGGUUUAAGAGUGGGUGCAGGAGUCUGAAGGAAUAAACGCCACCAGUGUUCAAAUCAGGGAGUCUCUUCAGAGUCGGGGAAGGGUUGUUUUCUGUGUUCAUGCUCAUGCAUGCAUGCACCUGUACGCUACUUGUACGGGUGCAUCAGCAAGACUGCAUGUAGUACCACAGCAGGAUUUGGGAAGUGGCUGUCGACCGUUCACACCACGUUCAUGGCAGAUGUGAAAAUGUUAUAUGUCUUCUAAACCAAAACACAGAAGCUGCUCCUGUCUCUCUGAAUGUGUGGCAGUUUAUGCAUGGGAUCCUGAAAGCCCGACCCCUGCGACACCUGUCUGAUGGGACCGCAGUAGUUUCCCCUUCCACACACGUGAUCAUGUAACGGCAUGCAGUCAAGUUCUCAGAUCUCAUAAGCAGCAACCUGAUUUUUUUCUUUUAAAGUAGCUCGGCUUUAAGACGAAUUUUAAAGCAAAAAUUGUGAGGGUGCACUUCUUCUUUUAAACUGGAUUACGUUUCACCAAAAAGUUAAUUCUGUUGCUCUAAGAUUGUUUGGAUUUUUCCUUCAUGAAUGACAUUUCUCUUCAACCCCUUUAAUCUCUCACAUGUUUAUUUGUAUGUCUCAUGAUUGAAGUGGAUCAUGAUUUUAUAAGAGUGCUCCAAAUUAACACUUAAAUAACAACGUUCGCGCUUCAGAAAUUAUGAGUUGGGAGAGAAACAGAUUUGUGUUCCUGCUUCUACAGUGUUGUAUCUGUGAAUGACUUGAUUGUGAAAAGUGUUGUAACCUCCAUUAUUUAUAGUGGUGGAAGACUUGAGCAGAAUUUAAACUGACCCUAGUUUUAUAGGGCCAGAGGCUGGACCGGGCGAGACGUCCUAGAUUAGAGCGCUCUGGGAGAAUCUUCUAGAUUAUUCAUCUUGAGAUCAGCUGCAGAUAUUUUACACCAUCCUCCCGUUGUGUUCUUGUGAACCAACCAGGGUGAAGAAAGUAUUUUUAGACACAAUGUGAGUUCAAGAUCAGAACAUUAAAGCUUUCCAAAACACAAGUGAAAAACACCAAAUUCAAGUCAAACCAAAUCAAAAUGAACAUUUUGAUUCAUGCUUUACAAGCAGAAACUUCAUGUGGCUCUUCACACACGUGUAGCAUUUGAAGGUUAGUGAUGGAGAUGUUUGCUUAUUUUAACUGUUUGUCUCAUAUCAAACCACAAAAUUAACAGGAGCAAUAAAUGGUAUUUUAAAACCAUUGUCUUCCAAUCUGAGUAUUUUCACAUCUAACAGACAGAAUUCCUCUUAAGUCAAAAAUUAAUAUCUGACACGUGUGAAAUGAUAAGAUUAUGUGGUUAUGCUUUUAUUUUGAUUUUAAUAGUUAAUAGUUUAGGGUUGUCAGUCCUGUUCUUGCGAACGCGAUAUUUCAGGAACUCCCUGAGGGAAUUUCUCACGGUGACCUUGCAAAACGUCUUUUUGGCCUCUUUAACCUGAUAUCGUGAGUCCCCCUUUAAAUAAUUUCUCCAAAUUUCGACGAGUGAUCACUUGGACUCAAAGAUGAUUGGAUUCGACUUCCGUGGUCUAGGUCAUGGGGACCUCAUAUGAGUGAGGAAGAACAAUGUAUGUACACUAAAACUGGAGUGGUUGGUGGAGGGAUACAACCACAGUGGAACAUGUGACGAUUUUUGAUAAAGAUUGUUUCUCAACACCCAACACUGUGUGUACAGAACAGUGUUUAUGAUAUAAUAACUGUGAAUACUGGUUCCUUUUGGCAAACGUUGAACAGCGUCUAUCAACAGUACCAGUGGUGUGCUUGCUCAUUUUGGAGGUUCCUCUUGAAUUAUUUGUUCGACCAAGAACACAGGUUUGGUUACUCUCAGCCUUUAGGACGCUUUAUUUCCACCCUCAGGCAUCACAUGUCUUGUUUUAGCAGCUUGAUGCGAGAUGGUGAUGAUGAACCACUUCAGGUUUAUGGACAAAAAUAAUUGUUCUCAUGAAGAAACUGCACUAGUGAGGAGAAGCUGAUGACGUGACCUGAUUCUCUGGCUUAUCGUGACUUUAUGGACGAUAAUGAAGUCAGAGACAAAGAUGUGAUAUAACGAAUGUAUCCUGAUGAAAAGAUGAUUGGUAAUCUCAUUAACAUUUUUUCUUGCCUCCCCUAACACAGAGUGUUGGUUUAAACUUGUUCUGGGUCGAUGACAUAAUAACAUCCUGAGUAUAUAGUAGUUAAGUGAAUAUGUAAAUAUGAUAAUUCACUUUUUUAUUUAUCUGUUCUGCAGAAUGCUCCAUGCACAACUCAACCACUGUCUCUCUCCUGUAUAUUGAAAACAAGUUGUAAAUGGUGUCAAUAACAACAAUUUCUUUUGUAAAAGAAUGGUUUUAAUAAGAGGUUUACGGUUACUCUAUUUUCUUUUCCCUGUUUAAUUUCUGAUGUACAUGAAAGAUGUGUAAUAUAGAAAUUGUCACCUUAAUAAAUUAAAUCAAAAUAAA